UGUCCCGUUUUAUUAUUGUCAAGUAAAAAAUAUGUCUUAAAAUAAUUCACAAGGUAUGUCUGUGUAAAAAGAAAUAAUGAUGCGAUGGUUAGAGGGAUGUGUUACGAAUUACCCGCAGCACUGUCAUAAAAAAUACAGCCACACAUUUAAUGCACAGACUAAAUACACGACCGUGUGCAUGAAAUUGGAAUAGGCCAUUCGAUUUAGAAGUGCAGUAAAGAUUUGCGAUAACAGGAGGAACAGCGUACUAUGGCUGGAGUGGGUGCUCUCAACCUCUCACUGCUGAGUCGGGGAAUUGGUGAAGUGCAGACAAAUGGCCAUGAAAAGGUUGAAGUGUUCUUGGAACCAGAGGACUACUACAACUUCGUGAACUCCGACCGCUAUUACCUUCCACCAAUCAAAACCAACUUCUCCUUCACGCAUGGCGGGACCGGCCUAUCAUCUCGGGGCUCACGGGAGUUUAACGAAAUACAUCUCCCCAAGACGUUCACCACGCGAAAAGGGGCCUUGCUGCUGUUUUCCGAAGAUUUCGCUCUGCGGGAUAAAGAGCGGGAGGCAGCACAGAAAGAUGGGACAUCUCUGUCCAUUCACACGGUGGAGGAUCUGGCAAAAUCCAUUCUGUCGUAUGGCAGUCAUGAUCGACAGGAAAACACAGCCAACGUGUAUAUGAAGUUUCUACACCAGAAAAGAGACAUGAAGCGUCAAAUCAGACCGGGUUUUUCCGCAAAGCGUUACCUAGCAACCUGGACGAGAAACUGGGAUGACAGUGUGCUGGAAACAGUGAUUAGCAAAGGCUACAUCACGGAACGGUCUCUGUUCCACUACAACCUGGUGAUACCACACCUACGGCGCCGACUGAUCGCGGAGGACCUGUCUCACUACCCAGCUCCCUACAGACUGAUGCGCAGCAUGCUGCUCUGUCCCGGCAGUCUGUCGGGAUACACGUUCUACCGAGCCGUCACCGAAACAGAGGAUAUGUUGGACAGUCAACAGGAAAGAGUUGCAUCAAAGAAGCGGACAGGGUCGACAACUAUCAAGGUAAUCAAGACCCAAAAGGACGGAAUGCAGCGAGAAGUGAGCUACGCAAGUCUGGAUCGAACAUCGCAGGAGGAAGUAAUUACAGACCUUCUUGUGAAGAGCGCCGUUCACUAUGCACUUAUAAAACAAAAGGAAUACAUGGCAGAAUCCCUAAGAGAAAUUGGUGAUGAUCAUCAGGGAGAAUCCACUGAGAUUCGCAAAAUAUCUACCCACACCCCCGUCCCUGACUUCAACAUGAAGGAGGCUGUAGAGACUCGCUUUCGUGUCGCCAAGCUCUACAAUACAUGA
Molecule: messenger RNA, 1326 nt
Organism: Gigantopelta aegis
Lineage: Eukaryota; Metazoa; Mollusca; Gastropoda; Neomphalida; Peltospiridae
Exons: 7
Coding region: 250-1326 (358 amino acids)
Source: RefSeq, a predicted model, not a curated record